Molecule: messenger RNA, 981 nt
Organism: Brenthis ino (lesser marbled fritillary)
Lineage: Eukaryota; Metazoa; Arthropoda; Insecta; Lepidoptera; Nymphalidae
Source: the annotation of a GenBank genome assembly
AUGAGCGCGAUACUUUUAAUAGUUUGUGCCAUAAUAAUAGUGACAUUAAUUACGGGCUUAUAUCAGAAAUCCACUAACGCAAUAUGCAAAUCAAAGAAGAGAUUAGAUGGAAAGACUGUCAUCGUGACAGGAGGCACUUCUGGCAUGGGUUUGAGGAUAGCUGUGGACUUGGCGGAUCGGGGCGCUAGAGUCAUCAUCGCGUGCCCCUUCAUCAACGAAGGAGAAGAAGCUUUAAAAAUUAUAAAGGAAGAAACAGAAAGUGAUAAUGUCGUUUUUGAACUAUUAGACCUCUCUUCAAUUAAGUCGAUACGAAAAUUUGCAGAAAAAAUAAAUGAAAGGGAGAAAAGACUGGAUAUUUUAGUAAACAAUGCAGGUGUCGGAGCUGUGUCAGAAUUUAUAACAGAUGACGGCAUGAGUUUUAUUAUGCAAGUGAAUUACUUUGGAACCGUUUUACUCACUUUAUUGCUGCUCUCUCUUCUUAAGAAAUCUGGUACACCUUCGGAGAAGGCCAGGAUCGUUAACACUUCGUCUGUCCUCCAUAAUAUUGGAACAAUCAAUUUUAAAAAACUUAAUGAUAUAAAGCAUUACUAUUCAAUUCAACUAUACGGUAAUAGUAAGUUGUGUUUAGUUUUAUUUUCAAAUGAGCUGGUAAAGAAAUUAAGAAGCUCGAAUGUUGUAGUGAACUGUGUGGACCCAGGGGCGGUGGGGACGGGAAUUUUUUAUAGCGUUGGAACAAUUAUCGGGUACACUAUAAGUACUUUAUUUUAUAUGUUUUUCAAAACCCCAUGGGAAGGAGCACAGACUACGCUCCAUGUGGCGUUGGAUAAGAAAGCAGGAAAUGUGACUGGAGGAUUCUUUAAAGAUUGCAAGCUCACUAGUGCUAAAAAAUCUGCGUAUAACGAGAAGACAGGGAUAAAACUUUGGGAAGAAUCUAUGAGACUCCUGAAAUUAAGUGACGAAGAAGUUGAACAGUGUUUUAAA